Molecule: messenger RNA, 3903 nt
Organism: Penicillium antarcticum
Lineage: Eukaryota; Fungi; Ascomycota; Eurotiomycetes; Eurotiales; Aspergillaceae
Exons: 6
Coding region: 1-3903 (1300 amino acids)
Source: RefSeq, a predicted model, not a curated record
AUGGAGAACUCCGACAAGAUCCCUCCGCUCCUAAUGGAACGACCACGCAGCGCAGGUGUUGAUGCAGAGGCAUUCUCAUUUGCAAAGCCUGCUUCCCACGGGAAACCAUUCUCACUUAAGAAAUUUACCAAGAAGACACCUCUCUCACAAUCUGCAGUCGGUGAUUCCCAACCUUUAAAAGAGCAUACACAAGGCGAGGGAAGCUUCAAUGGCCAGUUUCUCCAACUAGAGGCAGUGCCCGAAUCUCACACACUUCGGGACGAAAAUACCUCCAAUUUUCAGACUCCUGCGAGGAAAUCCUUACUUUUCCAACCGCGGCGGCGGCUAUCAAUGUCCAAGGGGCAAUCCAAGGAAAAUGCAGCUCGACCUGGAACAGCAGUUUCAACACAUGUGCACAGAUCAAACCUCCAGAUUGAGCAAGCCCUCUCGCUUCCUCGGCCGAAUGAGACGAUUCGAACGGAUGAUUCACUGAACACUUGCAUUGCUGAGGAGAAUGUUAGAAUCCAGUGUUCCAGUCUUAUUUCAACUGUUGACAAUGCCAAUGGAUCCAUUCCUAUGCUCCCUGGGUCCACUGGGCCAAGGCAAAAGAUUGAUCAAGUCUCAAACAAUGCGCUUUCCAGCAUGCCCCUAAAGGUAGUGGACAAUAAAAACUGUGCUGCAGAGCGACGUCGCACUAGACAAGAAAUGCAGCCAACAAAGCGUUUGAAACCUCCCGUGGUUGAUAGAGAUGGCGUCCUUUUAGGUGAAGAUGAUCUCUUUGAGCUUUUGAUCAUGAAAAUGAGGAAGCGCGAAGAGAACGAGGAGAGGUCUGCAAAUGUUCAACAACAUAUCGAGAUUGAGAACUCCAAAUUGAAAGCCGAGAUCCAUUCUUUACAUGAUCGACUCAAAUCAUGCCAGGCCAAAUUUGUCGAAAGCUCAUCCGAUGCAAAUUUUCAGCGAGCACAGAUAGACAAAUGGAAGGCACGACUUCACAAAUUCAAAAAUGUUAUCAAUGAACUCGGGCUCGAAUAUGACACGCUGCGAGAGCAAGCCAAUGACCUGAAGUCGACUAUGUCAUGCCUUCAAAAGGAAAAAGCGGAGAUUCAACUGGCUUUGGACGAGAUCAGGCUGCAGGUCGCAAAAGGUACAGACAUCAUUGAGGCUCAACGCAACAAGCUUUCCAGCUUUGAGGCGAAGAUUGCAAUGCUGAGAGAAGCUUUGGCGAAAUCGGACAAACAAGAGGAAAGCAUGAGGUUACAGCUAUCUCAUGAAAAGGAGCGAGUGGUAACUCUCGAAUCCUAUAUUCAAAACGAAUCUCAGAGUCAGGCGCGCUGUUUGACUAUUGUCAGAAAAGGCCAGAGUGAAAUGAUUGGGAAGCUUGAAUCCGCCUGCAAAAUGCUUGCCACAGUCUGUUCUGAUUCUCAAGACGCCGUCGCUUUAACAAUUGUCCCGGUACUUGAACAAUGUGUCUCUUCAGUUCAGGAGUUGAAGGAACGAUGCGGCGUUCAGACAAUGAAUGUCGAAGAGUUGACAUGUGGGGCUCAUGAAGCUACCACUCGAGUCGAUGCGCUCGCAGGUCAGUUGACAAGAUGUGUUGAAGCGAACAUCAAUGUGGGCAACGGUAUAUCUCGAUCGUUUCAAGAAGGCCUGCAAUUGAUUAAGGGAACCCUUGGUCCGAAUUCAUCACUUUCCAAACAGCUUGCCAACAGUGACAACCAGUAUGCACAACUUCAAGAAAAGCUUGAAGUGGUUGAGCCCAUGGUAGAUGGUCUCAAUGCUUCUGUCAAGGCCAUCAAGGCCACAGAAACGGAUCUUGUGCACUGUAUAGAGAUUUUCAGUCAAAGACUUGCCGAUGCCCAAAUGCCAGUUGGAAACCCGGUACUCGAGAUGGAGAUAUCGAACAAGUUCGCUGAAAAUACUCAACUGCAACUUGAACUCGAAAGGGUGUCGCUUGGGCUAGAGUCUCUGCGGAAGCAACUGGGAAAAAGAACUUCUGAAAACGAGCAUCUCCAGCACGCGCUGACCGAGGCUGUCACUAGUGAGCAAUCAUCCAAGAGCCGAAACUCUCGAUUGGAGAUUGAAAAGACUGCCUUGAGGGGCGAGCUUCAAUUGGUCGAGCAUAGAGUCCGCGAAGAGUUGAGCAUUGCGAACACCGAGGCUCAGGAUCGUCUGAAAACAAAUUUCGAAAAACAGAUACAACGGCUUGAAAUGUCGAAUGCCAAACUGGAAACAGAAGCUGAACAGCUGAAAACCCAGCUAUCCGAAGUCCAGAGAUCAUUGGCCGAAACAGAGAAGACUGCCGAGACCGAGCAACUGGAAAAGACGACCAUGCUCGAGGAAUCGAAACGACAGAUUGAAGAGUUGAUCGCCGCUUGCUCAAAAUACCUGGCAGAAGCCAAGACCAAUGACAUUGAAUUGCAAGGCUGGAAGAGUUGCGAAGCCGAACUCAAACUUGAAAAGGAAAGACUCCUUGGCGAACUCGAGCAAGCAAGAGAAAAGACCCACGUGGCUGAGGCAAGCUUGGCAGAAAAGGCCAAGGAGCUCAAGGCAAGCCUGGCGCUGAAGACGAAAUCUGAAUCUCACGCUCUCAGGGCCACUCAAGGGGCAGAGAAGAAACUCAAAGCACUCGAGCUAGAGACAACACAGAAGACAGAGGAGCUUGCAAAGAUGCAUGACAAUUUUGAGAUGAUAAAGUCCCGUUUCUUGGCCUUGGAGAAGGUCGGAGAAGAGGCCGAUUCCGAGACCGUUGCACUUCUUCGUCGGGCUCAAGAGGCUGAAAGCUGGCAAGCGACUAUAAGAGAGGGGUUUGCCAGGAUCAUUGAGAUGCAUUCCGAUGAGCCAUUCGAGCAGACGUGGCAGAAAGUGGAAAACAUUCUGCAGUCUUCGCCUAACCAGCGGCCCAUUACCAUGGUGUCAUCGAGCACGAAUCUUUCAGGUAGUGCCAGCCUGCGUCCAUCAUACAAUGAACGACUUUGUUUCGGGCCACGGGAGGGCUUAGCAAGUGAGGCUUUGGAUGUUGACCAACGAACAGAGAAUGGUCGUGAGACGAUCGCGAAUAGCCAUUCAAACAUGCCAUUGUCUCAACGGACAUACAAUCCCUCAAAGCCUUUGACCAGAGACAGUGCUGACUGGUCACCAAAGAUGCCCAUUGAUGUAGGUCAUAUCGUUCCGUUUGCGAGUCUUCAUGACAAACUUUCACGGGAAGAUAGUCUCUCGCUUUUCAACGACCCAGCUGAGCUGGAAAUGCUGUUCAUGUCGACACCAGAUCUCCAGGGACCUGCAGAUCUAAGCAAGACUCCAAUGUCCUCUCAAGGGCGGAAAGAAAUGUCGGAGAAUCCCGAUACUGUUGGUCAAAACGCCAGUGUGAUCGACUCUGUCAUCGGUAAACCGGUGCGCAAGGCAGACGACAGCAAGAUUAAAGGGUCUAACGCGGCUCUCGGGAAGCUUGAUGGCCCGUUGGUCGAUACAAACAUGGAAUCGGAAAAAUAUCAUACUAAAAGGAAGGUUGUCAGCUUUGAGGGAGCUGGUCAGACAGAAACUGGCAGAUCGCGACGAAUGUCAGAUGCAAUUGACAACAAUUCAGGAAUGGCUUCCGAGGACAAAGUGCCAAAACGAACACAGAAGCAUACUUACAGCCGCCUUCGCCAGUCUAUCGCACAGGAACAGACUUCGGCCGAGGCAAGCGUGCAACCUACUGACAAUGCAUUGGCAGCAAAGCCACAAGUUCCCAUGAAAACCAAAGAGUCCGAUGCUGGGCCCGCAAAACCGGCAAAGAGGGCACGCAAUUCAGCUCCUGGUCCUGAGCGACGGCUGAGUCCCAAGAGACUGGCUUCAGGCAGUAGUAAAGCAAACGUAAUUGCCACGCGAGCCCGCACCAAGCGCACCACUCGAAGUACGAUAUCUGGAUCUUGCCAGAACGCCUGA